GGGCGGCCCCACAACGCCCUGGGGGUCCUCCGCUGGACGGUGCUGACUAAAGGGGGUCCGGGCCCCCAGCCUUUCGGGGCGCUGAAGGGCACCAAAGCUGCGUUGUUAGUGACAGAAACACCCACAGACAUCAAGGAGAUCAGGCGCCACGUCACUGGGAGAAAACAGCUUCAGAGUCCUGGCUCCAGGGAAAAGAGGUUCCCUUUUCAACCUCCACCUGCAGGGGACCCCUAACUUCUCUCCUUGGAGAGGACGACGCCCCUUGUCGGCAUUCGCCUUUCCUCGGCUCUAGUCCAUUUGUCAGCGAAGGAAGGCCCGUUUAUGGUGCCAAAGGGAAUUCUUUAUCCUAAGGAUUUAAGGGGUAAUCCCCAAACGACCCCACUUUGGUCAGCGUCUUCCGAGUGAAGGAGAUUCUCAACUUCCCAAAAACGCGACAGAAGUAUCUUUCUUUUCUACAAACAAACAACCCUCCACCUCAAACAUUUGUCUUCCCUUCAUUUUUUUACAUUCACCUCAAGAUAAAGAGAGGAAGGCCCAGAAUUUAUGUUAUUGCAAGGUAAACCUUUGAUGUAAAAGACUUGACUCCAUAAUCUCCAUCUGCCCUAAUGCUGUCAUCUGGAGUAGAGACUCAGCCAGCUCCACUUGACUCCCUCAUGCCUGCUGUGGUACAUGAAUUAUACUCUGAACUCUCAGUAAGUGUCUCCAAAGAGCUUCAUGCUGAGAAGGAGCCAAGUAUGAUUCCAGAUGUAAAACCUGGAGCCUCAAGCUCUCCUAGAAGUCAGAGUAGGGCAUCACCCCUGGAGCUGCAGAGGACUCAUGCAGAAGGCUGUUGUGAAGAAACCUUUGAAACCUUGGAUUAUGGAAGCAAGCCUGGGUGGUGCGGACUAGUGAACCCUACAGCAAGAGGACCUGUGGCUUUUGAGAUAUUGGAUAGGGAAGAAAGAACCAAGAGCAUGGAGCCAAAGGUCUUCAGAGAUCAAGGAGACCAGGCCGAAGUUGUCAUUGGCCCCUGUGAGGCAGCAAAGGAGGACCCAUGUGAACAUUCCACAGCUUCUAAAGAAAAGAUCUACCCCAGUCAGGAUGUCCUCCUGAUACAAUCCAGCAAAAAGCCUGUAUUCGCAGACCUCUCUGGAGAUCUGCUAAAGAACAAAGGAAAUGUACACAAUACAACUGGAACUCUGCCAGAACCCAUUGAAGACAUAGAAGGGAACUGUGCCAUUUCCAAAAUGAACAAAGUGAAGGAAGAAUUGUGUGACUUAAACCUUGUCUGUGAAGUAGAAGAUGGUCACCAACAGAUUCUCAACUAUGAUAAGGAAAAACCCAGUUCUGCACAUGAUCAUUCCACCACUGCAGCGAGCAAAGACUCUAUAAAACCCUCAGAAGAAAAUUCUAAAAUUUUAUAUCUCACAUCAUAUUUAUCUGGCCCAAAAUCCUUAGAAAAAUGUCAUUUUGAAGACAAUGAUUUAAUAAAGGAAUAUGCUGAAAAAAUACACAGAGUUGAGCAAAGCAAGAACUUCACUUGUGGAAAAGAAAGUAAAGAACAGUAUUGGAGGCCCAGGAGUGAAAGAAGAGGUCUCUUUCCUUCCAAUGUCAGACAACAAGAGCAGGAUGGUUCUAAUGAAAAACAGGUUGUGGAGUCCAGUAACCACAGUAUCUGUACCAUUCAGGCUAGUUCCUGUACAGAGAACUAUAAUUCUGUGCCUAAUUCUUUUUCUGAAGCAACAGAAACAAUGUUUAAAAAAAAUGAUCUGAAAAUUACUUUAAACAUUCAAGGUAAUUUGGUAUAUUCCAAGGACCAUAGAAAAACCGUCACUGAUGUGAACCAUCCUGAGGUACACUUUGAGGAAAGUAGUUUUCCCUUGUUGACGAAUACUGAAGAGCCAGAACAAACAAGAAUAAAGUCCAGUGCAUUAAAUGAAAAGAUUUACAGUACAGACUCUAAGUCUAUAGUCAGCAUCCAGAGAAAUCUGGAUGAUUCUCUGCCAAAUAAAGCAUCAUGCAGUGAUUUUCUGUCUGGAAGAAAAUCCCUUCAGAAUUUGAUACCUGCAGAUCCAGUAAGUUCUGAAUAUAAUGAAAUGUCAAAACCCAAGAAGGAUACUGCAAAAUUAGCACCAUGUCCAGAGUUUGAUUGUGGACCUGCUUCAGAAAAGCAUGUACAGACCUCACAUGACAACAUUUCACAUUUAGAUGAGCCGAUCAUUGCCUGUGAGAUGAGUGAACUUUCUUAUAACAGUGAACUGGUUUCGCACAAAAUAGAACAUGAAUGUGUUUUAAAUCAACAAGUGUCCCUUAAUUCUAAAGAGCAUGUGACAUUAUCAACUGACUCUCUACUAAAUCUAAACAGAGAGAUGCCUUCAGCAACAUGCAGAGAUGCUCAACAGAGCCAUCAUUCUCUAAAGAAUGAAACAAAUGUUACCACCAAUACUCAAACCAUUCCUGCUGAGACAAAAUUGGAAGCCAUGUCUCCACAAGGUGACAAAACCUGUGGUGCCUCUUCAUACAUACAUACCUUAAAUAUCAAAAUAAGAAGCCCAGAAGGGCAAAAAGAAAUGGUUGAUUCAGGUAUCAAAGAUUUACAUUCCACGUUUCUCACAAGUGAGAAAAAAGCAGCUGGCUAUUCCUUUGACACAGAAUGCCAAAAUGUUCAGUCUCAGGAUAUCUCCAGCUGUCGAUGUGUAAUGAGAAAUGCAUCAGAAAAGAAUAUGUGUUCUGUUUGUGCUGCCCUUGGACCCAAAAAAGAUAUCCUGAAAGUCAGCAACUGUAAAAUAAACUGUGGGAAUGCAUGUCAGUCUAGCAGUCACUGCUUCCAAAGACCUGAAGACUUUGUGGAAAAUAGCACCUUUUUGGAGAGUGAACCUGCUGGGAGGGAGACUCAAAGCAGCAUUCUAGGAGGCAAGCUUAGAAAUGAACUGACAGCAGGAGUGUCGGAUAGUGGAGCUUUAACCACAACCACUCACGCUAGCAGUCAUAUGGAAACCAGUGAGGAAGGACUGGGUGGAAAGAAACGGGGUAAACACAAAGACACUGCAGUUUAUACACUCAGCACCUCUGCUUGUGACACACAAGAACUGAACCAAUCUACAAACAUUCCAAGUCCUGACACACUAGUGGACCAGUCUCUGACUGUUAUUUCAUCUCAUUUUAAAACCGUGUUCCAAGCAGCUGGAAGUCUUGACCAGAAAGCAGAUGAAGUUUCUGACUGUCAGGGUAACCAAAAUAGUCCAGACAAAUGCAGAAGUGAAGGUAAGCCAGCUCUGGAAGGAAUAAACAGUGACCACCGAGAGACUAGCCCUGAGGGAAGCCUCAAGGAAAAGGAUUUGAUAGUUGGUUCAGGCAGUAAAAACCCUGUGUUUUGUGGUAGUUUAGAGAAAAAAGAUUCCAAAGGAGCCUUUGAAAAUAGUCCUGGCUCUAAAGAGUUGACACACAGUGUGCUAGAUGUGGUGUGUCCAGACUGCAUAGGUGAGCCUACAGAGGGUGUGCUAGACAUGGAAGCAUCUAGUCCAGCUGGUCAUUCUACAAGGCGAGAUAAAUUAGCAUACCAUGAGACCUUAAGGAGUACUUCAUCUCUUCGAGAGCUGAAUGUUGUAUUUAUAGGUACAACUGACCAGAACUCAGAAAUCUCAAAUGCUGCUGCUUCUACAGUAGACUCUCCUGAAAUACUAAAAUCACGUGAAAUAAAAGUAUGCAGAUCUCUAAAAGACUGUGAAAUGGAAGAGUGUCCAGACUCUGCCAUUGAUCAUGAAGUAGAAUCUGUUGCCGAUCAUGAGCCACAUAUAAGAGCACUAGAUAGAGGAGGUGUGUCUUUAAAUCAUAUUCAUUGUAAGCAUCAAGAUAAAGGAGGAUCUGUGACAGAAGGACUAGGAGCAAAUUCUGAGUUUGAUGAGAAGAAAAUCUUUGAAUUAUCCUCAAAAGACUUGUCUUCUAGAUGCCGAGGCUCUGUUGACAGGCAUUCCCGUAUGUCUUCUGAAGAACAUUUACCAGCUGGUAUUAGUGGCAAAGCACCUAAAUUGGAACAUCUCUUUAAACCCAAAGAUGGUAAAAUGCUUCAUGAAAAUGUCAAGGAUUGCACAGUCCAGUCUGACAUGAAGGAAGGAAUACCAGCCGAUAUAAGCAAUCCUAGUGAAGGAGAUACCACAUAUGUCAGUGUGGACAAAAAUGUUUGCAAAGCUUGUCAUUCUCGUGAGAAUUCCACAGAUAAGUAUUUGCCUUUGAUAAUGGAAACAGCAAUUAAAAUGGAUAGAGAAAAGGGUAUGCAUGCACUGCUAGAACAACACAUGUCAUUGAACAUGUUGUCAGAUGAGAUGCAGAAUAAGAAGCAACCUGUGGCUGACCAUGAUGAGUCCAUCAUAAUGGAAGAAGUCACCCUAAGAAAGCCAACCAAGAAAAAAAUGGCUAGACAGCUUCAGAGGUUAGAAGACCCAAAAGAAGAAAGCUUAUGUCAUCUGUUAAUGAAAGAUAUUGAAUUAUGCACAGGUCCUCGGCUUCUUGGUACCUCCUGGAAAGAACAUGAUCCCAGCUCUGCUGGGGGUGAUCAAAUACACGGUGCCUUUGUGACGCUGUCAUAUCAGCAAAGAUUGCUUCCUGUAAAGAAGCAGCCUCAUCGAACGUGUAAGAGAAUUUCCUGCCUGGAGCCAGUUACUGUGCGGAGAAAAAUAAGUAAAGUGAGAAAUUCUAAUUGUGGAAAGAGUUCCUCUAACCCCAUCCCUACAAAAGCACACAGACUUCUCAGCCCAUGUGCUGUGCCUGCUGCACCACUGGAACCUGAAGCAGUACCUAGCAAGAGCUUGUGUAGCCACAUACCAAAGCUGAAGGCUACUCUGUGCCAUCCCUUGAGGAGCCUGAGUUGUAGGAAGCCUACCAAAGAAUCAGCCUUACUAAACAAGCUGUCUAUCCUUGCCUCCAAACUGGUUCUGGCCACAAAGCCCCAAAAACUAAGAUAUCGGCGGUAUUCCUCUUCCCUUGUUCCAUUGGCUAAAAGCUAUAAGCGCUUCAGAUAUAAAAAGCUCCUAGAUGGAUUUUCAUAUAAUGCAAUGCAGCUGGACCCAUAUUUGGCAGCUACUGGAUGGGAUAGGAGGUCUAACAGUAAGCCCUUGGCACUUUAUUCUCUUGAAUCUGUCAAAAUGAGCUUCAUAGAUUUGAGCAACAAGAUGCCAUCACUGCUGUUUGGUACUGAAAUCUUCCCAUUUUCCUUUCAUGUGAAAUCACCCAGUUGCAUGGUUGAGUCCUCCAGGACUUUUCCUGAGCACUGUGCUCCAUCAAGGCUUGCCUUAGCAGAGACCUCCCAGUGCUCAUCUCCACCUCCCAAGUGGACCUUUUCUUUUUUCAUGUCCCAUGGAUGCCCUGGGAUGGCCACAUUCAGGGAAGACACUGGCUUCUGUAGUCAGACACGCACUCAGGCUCCUCCACAGACUACAGCUCCUCUCCGAGACUAUGGAGGCACUGCCAUAGUCCAGACCAGAGCAGACUGCUCUGUCCUUGGCCUUCACACACUUCUAGCACUUUGUUCACCAGGAUGUUACCGAAUCUGGACAAAAAAGCGGAGCUUCUCCAAUCACAUGCCUACCAUGCAGAGGCUCUUCUUGACCCAGUUUACACAGGGCUUAAAAGGGUUAAGAUCUCCAGCCUCUCUAGCAGACAAGGUCUUCUGCUCUCUGCCCUACUCAGUGGGCCGAGUGUUGUCCAUUUGGAGCCAGCAUGGGCCUUCCUGUACCUUCCAAUUGCCAGCUCUUCAUUCUACUCACAGCAAGCCACAGGGGAGCCUGAGCACCCUGAGCAGCCACACCACCAUACCAAAUGUGCCUCUUCCAGGCAUGGAAGCUAUCCAUAACACCAACAGCAGUCACAUGAGGCUAGAGCCUGUGUUCCCUGCCUUGGUGCCAAAGUCUUGCUUGGUAACAGAACCUGCUGUCAGCAAGCUCCUGCUUUCAGCCUCCGAGUUCCAGGUCCCUGGGUUUGAUGAGCUGGGUGAUGUGUCAGUGGCAUGCCCCCGACCACAGAGCAACUCUGCAGAACAGAAAGAGGCUGAGCCAGAGAAGAGACCAAAGAAAGUCUCACAGAUCCGAAUCCGGAAAACCAUUCCUAAACCAGAUCCCAACCUUACCCCAAUGGGCCUGCCUCGGCCCAAAAGGUUAAAGAAGAAAGAGUUUAGUUUAGAAGAGAUAUAUACAAACAAGAAUUACAAGUCUCCUCCUGCAAACAGGUGUUUAGAGACCAUCUUUGAGGAACCCAAAGAACGAAAUGGUACACUCAUCUCUGUCAGCCAGCAGAAAAGGAAGCGUGUGCUGGAAUUCCAGGAUUUUACUAUCCCCCGAAAGAGACGAGCUCGAGGUAAAGUGAAGCUGGUGGGCAGCUUCACAAGGGCCCAGAAGGCAGCUCUGCAGACUCGAGAGCUGGACGCGCUUUUGAUUCAGAAGCUGCUGGAACUGGAGACUUUCUUUGCCAAGGAGGAGGAGCAGGAGCAGUCAGCAAGCUGCUGAAAACACUGCAGCGUCUCCAUUUUGAAUCUUUCAGACCUCCCUGGAAGGGGCUCCCUGAUUUUGUCCUAUGCCCAAACCACUCACAAUGCCCAGUCCGUGAAUUUUUACUUAUUUCAAGGUGCAGCCUUUUUAGGAGCUGGUGAAGAAGGUCCUCUAAUUCUACUGCUGAGUAUAGAGCCUCAGGAAUGCUCCCUUUCUCCUGGGAAUGGUCCUGAGUGACAUCAGGCCACCUCCUUCCCGUCUCUCCCAUCACAGGUGGAAGAAACCACACAUCGUAAGCAACACUAGGAAUCUAAGGACUCGGUGUUUGUUUGUGCAUCCACAUGAAAGUUCCUCUCUGUUUAUGGUGCUGCUUGACCAAGACUUAGAAAUCUGGCCUGGGGGCUCCUGGCCACAUGGCCUGUGUGUUCCCACAAGCUCUUUUUAGUGGUUGAGAAGGAUGAACUGAUUCUGUCUGCCCAGGACCUUUAGUCUGAAAGAAUGUGUGUGUUUGUGUGUUUGUGGCUUUUCCCCAUCUCUUCUCCCAUCUGUGACUGGGGGUCACUAGUGCCAGAGGAGCCCGUCCAGGCCCCAACGUAAGUUGCACUUUUUUAAUGUUGUGGUGUUGAUUAUUUUCACUUUUUUGUUUUUGUAUUAUUGCUGCAUGUUUGGGGUCUCUAAAUGUGAUUUUAAAACACUUUUAAGACAUUAAGGAGAAAGACAAUACAUGUCUUAAGAGAACAUGUGACAGGCAUUUGAUCAGCACAUGGAUGGGGGCGUGUUCCAAUUCAUGUGUUUCAGGCAGCCCCUCCCCGUCUCCAGUUUCUCAUGUAGCUCAUUAGAGGAAGCACUUUUUCAUCCUCCUUCUCAGUCCUGCCCACUUAGCACACAUAUCUGGUUAGUGACCUGUGUAAAAGCAGAUCUCUCACGUAACCAUUUAAAGAAAGAUUAAGGUUGAGUGUGGUUUUUCUUUGAAAUGUGUGUAUGACAGAGUUGGGAACAGUGGUGAUAGAGACUGGCCCAGAGCAUUUGCAGCUGCUUGAGUGCCUGCUUCAGGAGUGGGGGAUAGUUGAUUGAUAGACGAGACCUAGUGAUCCAUUCCUUCAGCAAGAUACCCAAAUCCCAGAGCCAGGGCUCUCUGAGAGUGCCUCAUGUACUCUGGUCCUUUGUCAAACCUACUGGAAAUAAUUGCAUGCUAAAAGUAGUGCAGUUUCUAGGUUUGUCCCCAAAAGGAGUCUGCAGGCAGUAGGCUACCGAGUCUGAGCAGCAGCCCCACAGAGCUCAUCUUCCCACUGUGCCCUCACCAUGCUCCCUACUUUCCUCUUGUUUUCUCAUUCCAAUCUCUCUCCUGCUCUUUACACCUACCCUACAGUUCGUGUUCAAAUAGUUAGCAUUCCUGGCUGAUGAGUACGAUGUUCUACCCAGCCAUUGGACAUUGGUCACCUCUUCCCAUCCUUCUAGCUCGGUCCAGGAAUGUUUCCUGUCUGUCUGUAGAGAAGAGUGAGUGGUGCUGUGCUGGAAUGUUAGCCGGUACUCUUAGGAUUCUUUCAUCCCUCUUUGUUAGUGGCUAGGGAGAAGGGUGCAGUUUUGAGGUCUUUUCGUGCCUUUCUUUGUAGGUUGAUGGUCUGGGCCACACUGGAACAGAAAAAUAAGAUGUGAGCAGAGGGAAAAUGUACCAUGACCUUCACCACCUCAGCUGUUAAAUAAGUUAACAGACACUUGCUUGUCUGGGAGGCUUUGAAGGUCAUGAUCCCAUAGGAUUAGAAGAGUGUGGGCUAGCACACCGAUCCUCAGUGAUGUGUGCAGAAGUGUUUAGUACUAAGUACUAAGACACUGUGCAUUAGACAGCUUUCCAGCUAGCAGGCAGUAGACAGCCAUUCAUUAGUUUCACCACCAGAUCACCCAGGAGACAAAUGGUGAGGUGUGCACAGCUGUGCCACCAGCAAGAUGACAGCAGACCUUCAGGAUUUGCCCCUGACAAGUAUGGAUGGCACUUGAAAGGCUGGGAGCACUGGCCUGGAAUGUGACAGGACUAGAGAGACCUAGCUCCAUCCUUGUCCUGGGAACGUAGGGGGAGCAGUUGUUCUUGGCCUUCCCUUGAUAAAGGCUCUUCUUUUUCCAAGUUAAGAGAAAUUGACUCAUUGAGUAAUUCCAUACUCAGCCACACCUGUUUACUGUCCAGUUUCACACCCAUCAGCCAGCCUCAGGGACACAUCAGUGUCCUCAGAACCUGUGGCCUCUGACUAUGAUGGGAGAUGCUGGCAGUUGGCAUGUCACCUGCCAGAACUACAGAUCUGUUCUGGGAUGGAAAUUGGUAGAAUUUCUAAGGAUAGGGUGUCCCCAUCUCAAGUAUAGAAAUUGCCAUUAAACACAACUUAAUAGCGCUCACCUCCGAAGUUACGGCUAUGGGGAAAGAAGAGAUAGCUCAGGUCCAACCAGAUGUCAGUCGUUUCCUUUGCCGUCUUUCAGUUUCCAGCUGUAGCAACCUCCUUCCCUCCAUUAGUGCCUCUCUUCCUUUUCUCUCCUGCUGUCCUGUUCAGCUUUUCUCUCUGUUCAUCUGGAUGUACCUCAUCACCUGUUAAAGUAGAUUGUGUCUGUCUUCCUGCUGCCCUUAAUAUAAGAGCUGACUGAGAGGGAGGGAGGGAUAGAUGUGCAGUGGAAAGAUGUGUAGCUUUUGCCUUACUUGAGCCUGAAGAGCUCAGAAACUCAUGCUGUGAAUCCUGAACUUUGUGCUCCUCCAAGAGCUGUGAAAAUCAUGACAUUUUUUUUUCACAAUUUUGCCUGAAAGGGUCUUUUGUGAGGGCUCCAGAGCCAACCUGAGGUCAAUUUUAGAUCCCACUCUGUGGGCAUCCUUCUCUGGGACAUAUCCCCUGCCCACUAGGUUAAGAACAGCAGCAAGUCUGCGGGACUGUGGCAGCAGGUCCAGGGCUGCAGUGCAGCCAAGUGGACAUGGCCCUUGAUCUCCCAGGCUGGGGCUCCACCUCCUCUGUACCAUGUGCAUUAAGAUCUGUGCAAGACCAACUUUUAGGUCGUGAUACUUUCCUCCUGGCACCUGAGGGGAGGGGAGUAUGCAGUUGGUGCUUUCUUUGAUCCCCUUGUUUUAUUUCUAUAGCUUUCCCCCUGGUAUCAUGAAAAGGGCCUUUUUAAUCACCACACAAUGGGUGGCUGUAUCCAAAGCAUAAAUAAUUGGCCAACGGUAUGGAAUGUCCUCACCUGGAGGUGAGAGCUGCUUUCCUGAACUGAACUUCGAUAUAGAACUGGCUAGGGAGACUUAGUUUUGUUCAAAUCACUAUUAAUAUUCCCUUUUAGCACACGUUGGGCAGCAAAAGCUUUUUCAGUUGUGAAGCUGGGGUCCUCAUCUAGCCACCAUCCAGCACAACAUGCUGAGAUUUCAAGCAUGUUCUGUCUUUACAAGACUGACUGUCUAGUGUUGAAUUUGAAUUCUCAACAAGAAGCCCCCUUGAGCUGGUAUCUGGGCCAGUAAGUUGCUGUCCCAAGUGUUCCUAUAUUAUCAUGGCUAAUAGUUCAGUGAAAUGUGUCCAUCUUUGGUAAUGUUGGUAUACAUAAUGCCCCUACAGUUCCUUUUCUGUUUGAUAGUUUGUGACUCUAAAUGCCCACUGUUACAUGAAUUAAUUUAUGAAAAUAAAUUUUUCUUGGAAACCUUUCA
This is a messenger RNA of Cricetulus griseus (Chinese hamster), 10122 nucleotides long. Lineage: Eukaryota; Metazoa; Chordata; Mammalia; Rodentia; Cricetidae. The record is from RefSeq and is a predicted model, not a curated record.